UUCUGCUUGAACUUCACAGUGUGACACCCAGCGGAUGUAAACAAAGAAGCACGAGCAGAGUUAGCUUCACUGCUGUGUGGACUGAGCUAUUAAACGGCUGUAUUAUAGUAUGAAUGAGAAAUAUCAGAGUGUUAAAGUAACGAUGUAUUCAGUUGAGUAUCUGAGAGAGUUGAUCAGCGACAGACUUAUUGCUGCUGCUGGAGAAAUAUUCACAGAGUUUGAAAAAACCAUCGUCCAGUACCAGGAAGAGAUCGAUCGUCAGCGCAGACUGCUGGAUGUCAUCUGGAAACCACACAUCCCCUUACAACCCAUAGAGCUCCCACAGUCUUAUGUCUGUGAGAAUGAGAAGACUGUCGUUGACCAUCAGCCCCAUGACAAGGAGAGAAACUCCAUGGUGGACCAUGAGGACCCAGAGCCUCUACGGAUUAAAGAUCAGCAGGAGGAACUCUGCACCAGUCAGAACCAAUCAAACCCAGAGAUUUCUCAAAUUAAAAUGGAACAGGAAGAAUUGUGCACCAGUCUGGACCAAUUAAACCCAGAGUUACCACAAAUGAAAGUGGAACAGGAUGAACUCUGCUCCAGUCAGGAGGAAGAGUUAAUUGGAUUGAAACAGGAGACUGAUACUUUUGAGGUGACUCCUGCUGAUGAGGAAAGUGACCACGGUGAACCAAAACCAAACAGUGAUCAGCUCCUGUUUCACAUCUCUUGUGUAGCUGAGAGCCCAGAUCAGGAAGGAAGCAAGGAUGUAGACUCAGGAUCAACUAGAUGUAUCGAGCAGAAACCAAGACAUCAGAGUAACAGCAGUCACAGUAAUGAUGUAGACAAUGCUCCAACGUCAGCGAGACAGUGUGGUAAUGACAAGGCAAGAAAAUCUGCAACAUGCGAGGUCUGUGGAAAAGCUUUUAGGUAUAAGUCAAUUUUAAUCAAACAUCACAGAACCCACACAGGUGAGAAGCCGUAUUCUUGUGAAACCUGUGGAAAAAGCUUCAGUCAACGGACCUAUUUGACUGCCCACAUGAGAUGUCACACAGGUGAGAAGCCGUAUGUUUGUAACACUUGUGGAAAAAGAUUUUCUGGUUCAUCAGCACAUUAUAGGCACGUGGUAGUUCACAAAAUGGGAAAGCCAUAUUCUUGUGGAACCUGUGGAAAAAGCUUUGGUCAAAGGGGCACUUUGACUGACCACAUGAGAUGUCACACAGGUGAGAAGCCAUAUGCUUGUGGAACCUGUGGAAAAAGCUUCAACCGUAGUCAUCGAUUAAAAGCCCACAUGAGAAUCCACACAGCUGAGAAGUCGUGAUCCGGAAAUAUCUGUGGAAAACAUAAUGUCAGAACUAAGGUUGAAACAACAUGGAAGAAUUGGUAUAGGUUAAAAGUAGAUGUUUUAGAUUUAAAGCACCUUUAGUCUGUGCUUCAACAACAAUUGUGAGGAAGUAUGUAAGCAAUCCUUGAUGAUUAGACCAGAGGGAGUCUGGACUGUGGUGGUGGUGGAGCAGGCAGAAGAACCAAACUGAAUGUCUGGAUGGAUAUGGUAUUGGUACAGACUGCUACAUUUCUGCUAUCAUGACAUCCUUCAUCAGCAGAGCAGUGAUUGGAGAUAUUGUGAAGCUGUUUGGAACAUUUUCACGUCCUGCUGAGAGAACAUGGCUGUUCAGGUGUGAACAUACUGCUGGAAUCCACUCAGCUUGAGUUCUGCCGUCUUUCAAGUAAAAGGAGGCAACGAGAUACUGAGACAUUGUGACAGUAGGACACAACAGAGUGUGUCAAUGCUGCAGAGGAGAUCUGGACAUGAAAUAAAGUUGUAAUAAAACAUCUACAGCUCCAUGACUGCUUCAUGAAAUGUUUUGAAUGCAUUUAAACAGAUGUACAUUUACAAGUUGCUUAAUAAAGAGUGUAACACUGAAGAGCCCCAGCAAGAAUAUCUCUGAGUCAGAUAUCAAAGACAUAACCAACAUUAUUAUGUUUUCAACCAACAGACAAGUGGUUUUACUAGUAGUAGCUGAUACACUCCUGCAAAUGUUAAAAACAGGUGAAGCUGUGCUGCAGUUUCUGCUGGUUAGAUAAAGGUCUUAUGCUAUUUAUUUCUUCUGUUGUCACCACAUAGGUCAUCUGUGUGAUUUGUUAGUAGGAUCUCAUUGUGUCGUCAUACAGCACAUUGAACCCUUGUAUUGUCUUAACAUCCUGAACAUCCUCAGGGUCAAAAAUGACCUGCCUCCACUGAGCCUCUAAAAUAGAGCAGCUUAAUGGAAUUUUUAACCAAAAAUCUAUUUUACAUGAAGAAACUACCUGUCAUGCUAUAUGGUAUUUCACACUUAAGACAACCUUACGCCUCUCUAUGGCACAACCCAGCCAUACGUAUUGGGAGGAAAUCUGUCUACUGGAAUCAAUGGCUUGUAAGAGGGAUACGCAAAUUGAGUGACCUGUAUGUAGAUGGAGUGUUCAUGUCAUGGGCUGAUGUUAUGCAAAAAUGUAAUCUGGAUUAUAAAGUUAAUUUUUGGAAAUAUCUGCAAAUGAGAGACUGUAUUAUAAAGGGUCAAUUUAAUCACAACAAGACUACACUGAUGGAAGUUUUGGACCUACCCAGUAUAACACACAGACCAGCCAUAUUACAUAAGGCAUUUAAUGGUUUACUAAAAAAUACAUGUAAAAACCUGAGGAUCAUUUGGCAGAAAGACCUAGGGUGUGAUCUGAGUGAGGAGGAAUGGUUGAAUAUCUUGUCAAAUACAGGGAAACACAUGAGAGAGGUGAAGGGGAAAUUUAUUAAGUACAAGAUAAUUCAUAGAUUUUACUUCACACCUUCGAAACUAUAUAGAAUGGGCUUGAUGGGGAAUAAUUUCUGUUGGAAAUGUCAAAGCGAAACAGGGACAUUUUUACAUGUGAUUUGGGGAUGUAAGCCAGUGUACCCGUUUUGGAAGAAAGUACUGGAACAUAUGAGUAAAUGGUUUGGUGUGGUGGUACCGGUUUCACCAAGACUGUGUUUGUUAGGGGACCAAACAGAAAUGCCAAAUAUAUCUAAAUAUGAACGGGGGGUCUUAAAAGUUGGGAUGGUUACAGCUGCUCGAACAAUUCUCAUUGUAUGGAAGAGUACAGCCGCCCCAGAUACUAAAAAAUGGAUGGAAAUGAUGUCAGAAGUUGCAUCUUAUGAAUGUAUGUUGGCUAGAAUUAACAAUGAAGAGAACCAUUUUAGGAGGGCCUGGGAACGUAUUUUCUUGUAGGCAGGGCAUAUGGAAAAACUGUUGACACAGUGUUGAUGAAUGCAUAUUUUGGUGGUUUGAGGGGAAAUGUUGAUUUACAGAGGGUCUUUGUAUAUAUAUAUGGUUCUAUACUGGAAAUACUGUCGGUUCUUGGUGUCAAUGUUUGUUUUGUUUUGGAGUUUGUUUAUGUGUGUAUGAAUAAAUAAAAACUUUCAUAACAAGA
Messenger RNA from Acanthochromis polyacanthus (spiny chromis), 3414 nucleotides. Its product is annotated as zinc finger protein 135-like. The transcript has 2 exons. The coding region runs from base 110 to 1297 and encodes 395 amino acids. Lineage: Eukaryota; Metazoa; Chordata; Actinopteri; Pomacentridae. The record is from RefSeq and is a predicted model, not a curated record.